CUUUAAACCGCCGCGCGUCACCUGACCGCUGCGGCUCGGCGUCACGUGGCGCCUCCGCCAACAUGGCCGCGGCCGCCCGCUGCCUCCUGCUGCUGCUGGCGACGCUGGCGGCGGCCGCGGGGGAGGAGGAGGCGGCCCGGCAGACGGCGGCCCCUGCUCCCGCCGCGGGGUGCGGCUGCGGCUCCAGCCGGGCCGGUGACGGCGGGCGGGAGGCGGCGGCGCGGCGGUACUCGGCGGCGGCGGCGGGCGAGCGGGCCGCUGGGCGCAGGCGGAUGGUCACUAUUCCAGGAGGGGUGUUCACGAUGGGCACUGAUGAGCCUGAAAUACAGCAAGAUGGAGAGUGGCCUGCUAGAAGAGUCCAUGUUGACAGUUUCUACAUGGAUCAGUACGAGGUCAGCAACGAAGACUUUGAGAUGUUUGUGAAUUCAACUGGGUACGUUACCGAGGCAGAGAAAUUUGGCGAUUCCUUUGUGUUUGAGGGCAUGCUGAGUGAAGAAGUGAAGGCUGAAAUCCACCAGGCAGUUGCAGCUGCUCCCUGGUGGUUGCCUGUGAAGGGAGCCAACUGGAAACACCCGGAAGGUCCUGACUCUAAUAUCUUAAAGAGAAUGGAUCACCCAGUUCUUCAUGUUUCCUGGAAUGAUGCUCUAGCUUUUUGCACAUGGGCAGGAAAACGAUUACCAACUGAGGCUGAAUGGGAAUAUAGCUGUCGAGGGGGCCUUGAGAAUAGGCUUUUCCCAUGGGGCAACAAGCUUCAGCCAAAAGGUCAGCAUUAUGUCAACAUCUGGCAGGGAGUGUUCCCGACCAACAACACUGCAGAGGAUGGGUACAAAGGAACUGCACCUGUCACUGCAUUUCCUCCCAAUGGAUAUGGCUUGUACAACAUUGUAGGAAAUGCCUGGGAAUGGACGUCUGACUGGUGGGUUGUUCAUCAUUCAGCAGAAGCAGCUCACAAUCCUAAAGGGCCCUCAUCGGGGACUGACAAAGUGAAGAAGGGUGGAUCCUAUAUGUGCCAUAAGUCUUACUGCUAUAGGUAUCGCUGUGCAGCCCGUAGUCAAAACACUCCUGAUAGCUCUGCUUCGAAUCUGGGUUUCCGCUGUGCAGCAGACAGCUUGCCAGAUCUGCAGUGACCAACUUUGCUGGCGUGCUGAGACGUAAAGGACUGAAUUGCACACACGGAAGAAGAAAUGCAAGGAAUCUCACUUGCUGGUGAGACAGAAUGGAAAAAACCUAAUGCUUCAAGCUCCUGGGGGAAAAAAAUUUUUAAACAAAUCAAUAUUACUUGAAGAAACUUCAUGUAUUUAUUUUUGGGGAACCUGGCUUGGAUUUUUAUCUCGACUAAACUUUUUAAUCAGUGAAUUCUGUUGGUUUCAGUGGGACUAUUCCAGUAUUACAGUAGCUCGAAAGAGAGGAGAAACAUGCUGCUUUUGUUUUAAAAGAAUAAUUCUGUUUAGUAUCUCCUUUAGAAAAAAAUCUUUAUUAAAUAGAUAGCUUCAUUUACUUACAGUUUCGAUUUCCACACUCAGUCCUGUAACAAGGACUUUACGAGCUUCUAGGCACCUUUAAAAGAAACUUAAAGCACGGUUAUUGCCUUAGUAGCCUCCUGGGAGGCGUAAUUGUCCGUUGUAAGAAGAGGUCAGUCUUCCAGUCUUCACAACUACCAAGACAGGGGCAGUUAGUGUAGCAACUUCUGUUACAUUCCUGCUGCAGUGAAAAUCAUGUCCAGAAAUGUGCUUUUUCUGGUGAGAUACUUGCUCUUCUUUAGAAAGUGCCUUCUGCAACUAAGGGAUAAUAUUGAUGUACAUAUUUGAAUAAAAUAUCAAGCACUUA
Dromaius novaehollandiae (emu) is the source of this 1827-nucleotide messenger RNA. It is a transcript of the gene SUMF1, whose product is annotated as sulfatase modifying factor 1. The coding region runs from base 63 to 1127 and encodes 354 amino acids. Gene Ontology annotation, cellular component: endoplasmic reticulum. The record is from RefSeq and is a predicted model, not a curated record. The transcript is spliced from 9 exons. NCBI's taxonomy places the organism in Eukaryota, Metazoa, Chordata, Aves, Casuariiformes, Dromaiidae.